AUGUCUCGACUUAGGAAUAGUGAAAAAUGCUAUGAUGUAAUACGCAUAGGUCCACAAGCUUUUCAAGGUUUGUGUGACAUUUUACGGAGAGAUGGUGAUCUUCAAGACACACAGCGUGCCACAGUUGAAGAGCAAGUUGGCAAGUUUCUUCACAUGCUAGCACAUAAUCAGACGCAUCGUACAAUGUCCUUCUUUUUUUCUCAUUCUCGUGAGACCAUUAGUCGCCAUUUUCAUAACGUGUUAAGAUCAAUAAUUAUGCUAGAGGAUCAAUUCCUUCGACAACCUGAUGGAACCCAAGUGCCACUUGAAAUACUACAAAGUAUUAGGUUCUACCCAUAUUUUAAGGAUUGUAUUGGGGCACUUGAUGGAACACAUGUUCGUGUCAAAGUGUCUAAUGAGGAUGCACCAACAUAUCGAGGUAGGAAGGGUUACACAACACAAAAUGUGUUGGCAGCAUGCUCAUUUGAUUUAAAAUUCACAUAUGUAUUACCAGGUAAAUAUUAUCUUGUUGAUGCGGGAUACAUGAAUAGAAGUUGUCUUAUUGCACCUUAUAGGGGAGUGCGUUAUCAUUUAAAAGAGUACUCUGUUCGUCCCCUUGAAAAUGCUAAAGAAUUUUUUAAUUUGCGACAUGCAUCAUUGCAUAUUGCUAUUGAAAGAGCAUUUGGUGUACUUAAAAAGAGAUUUCCUAUCAUAGCAAGUACUACAGAGCCUAAUUAUUGUGUUGACACACAAAAUGAAAUCAUUUUAGCAUGUUGCAUACUUCAUAAUUAUUUAAUGGGUGUCGAUCCUGAUGAAAGUCUUAUUGCUGAAGUUGAUGAAGAGGUUUUGCAUUCUCAUCGUGAACGUGUGGCCCCUACUUCAAGAGAAGAUGAUGAGGAUGCUAGGCAAGGAGAUAUUAUAAGAAAUUCUAUAGAAUUAGCCAUGUGGCAAAACUAUGUCCAAAUGUGA
Quercus lobata is the source of this 948-nucleotide messenger RNA. Its product is annotated as putative nuclease HARBI1. The record is from RefSeq and is a predicted model, not a curated record. The transcript has 3 exons. The coding region runs from base 1 to 948 and encodes 315 amino acids. Lineage: Eukaryota; Viridiplantae; Streptophyta; Magnoliopsida; Fagales; Fagaceae.